Molecule: messenger RNA, 375 nt
Organism: Nezara viridula (southern green stink bug)
Lineage: Eukaryota; Metazoa; Arthropoda; Insecta; Hemiptera; Pentatomidae
Source: the annotation of a GenBank genome assembly
AUGGGUAAUAUCGCGACUUCCUCUGGUGGAUCACCUCUAGUUAUUGUUCUCUUAUGUAUUUUAUUACAUUUAGCAAUCAGCAGUGAACCUGAACUAGAUCGAAGUUUUUCUAAAGCUGAAAUACAGAGCUGCAGGGGAUGUUCACUUAAUAGACUUAAAGAAGUGAAGGCCUUUAUUUAUGAGGAUCUUCCAAAUUAUGAUAAUAUAGAUUUUAAGGCUAUUCAUGGUGCUCCGCCAGAACUUGUUCUUUAUUCAGAGGACAUGAAGGAAAAAGAAAGAAUUUCUUUGAAAGAUCUCUCCAGAGAACAAUGCAAUGAUCUACUUAAACAAAAGGGAUUCACAAAGAAGCUUAAAAAAGUAGAAAAGGAGCUGUGA